Amoebophrya sp. A25 is the source of this 585-nucleotide messenger RNA. Lineage: Eukaryota; Dinophyceae; Syndiniales; Amoebophryaceae. The record is from the annotation of a GenBank genome assembly.
AACAUCCUCACGUGGUGCCGUAGCGCAGCCCGCAACAUCCCCUUCUUCGUCGACAUCCAGUAGUAAUUGCGACGCGAAUCACAACUAUCCUCAAUGGGGUGCCGGAGUAAGAGUCACAAGGAGUAGGGCAGCGAGAUCAUUCUCCGGCUUCGCGUUUGCCAGCGGUCACGCCUUUAACGAACGUGAUCUUCGACUGCAAGAUUGUACGGAUACUAGCACUAAGGGAAGCAAAAAUCACGAUGAGGAAUACAACAAUGACUACGCGCUGCAGCAGCAGCAACACGCCGCCCCUCUCGGUCCGUUUUCGUCCUUCCACCAGGAGGCUAUUCGACCAAGCCUGGAAUGCCGCCUAGUCCCUCACGGCGACUCGCUCAACCCAUCACGAAGCGGGCCGGUGGUCUACAUUGGUGGAGCCUCGAGGUCAACACGGCCGCACCCUGCGGCAGACGCGAAAUUCUCCACUGUAGAUGCACGUCAGCAGAGUCGAGGAAGUCCUCCACCUGCACCCUCUGUGGAAUAUUCGAGAAGAGCAGUUGGCGCAUUAGCAGUCGGGGGUCGGUUGGUGCCGGAGACAUCGAGAUCGGA